AUGUCGCAAAUAAGUGCCGUGCAGUACAGCAAAAUCAACGUGCUUCAACAAAAUCAAAUUAAUAAUAAGCAAAGUGAUCGGCAGAUCAUUGUUUUAAGAAAACCUCAGCAUAUCCUACCACAACCUAAGGAAUACAACAAAGAUGAGUUACUUGUUACUAAUAACUCGAAGAAAAAAAUUAACAAAAGUAUCAAAGAGACAAAAACCAAUUCAGCUCCAGUGGCGGUAGCUAGAAGAAAUGCUAGGGAGCGUAAUCGAGUCAAGCAAGUAAAUAAUGGUUUUGCCACCUUAAGGCAACAUAUUCCAAAUUUCAUAGCAGCUGCUUUCGAAAAUUCGAACGGAAGAGGAGGAAACAAAAAACUUAGUAAAGUAGAAACCUUAAAAAUGGCUGUAGAAUACAUCCGGAAUUUAGAAGAUAUUCUUUCUAUGGAUAACUCUGGAGAUGCUAACGAUCAUCCGUAUCCAUCACCUAAUUCUUCAAUUACAUCACCUAAUCACCAAAUGCAAAAUAACAUUACCUACACUUACCAAAUACUAUCGCCUCCUGAAGAUGAUGAUGACGAUGAUCUCUCUUCUAACGCUACAGCCUCUCCACAACAAUUCAUCAAAAUUGAUACAUCCUCAGGAGCUUUUCACGUGCUGUCCAAUUCUAUAUAUGAAAAUGGAGAAAAUCUCGACCCUAUGGUUGUCGAUGAACAUCUACUAGCACACCCACCUCUACUAGAUCCCAACCUAGAAUUUAACAGUCAAGAUCUCUCAUAUCUACAGAAAGUUAAUUCGUCAGAUUGUUUAUCUCCUGGAUUCUAUAGUGAAAACUCUCUAUCUCCAAAUUCAUUAGAUACAAAUGAUCCGAACUGUUUUAUACCAGUAUUUAAUACUCCCUGUGGAGAUGGGCUUGGUGACGUGAAACCUAACAUUAAUGAAAUUCCAGUUAUUUCGCUAAAGACUGAAAACGAGUUGCCUAAUGAAGAAAAGAAUAGUAUGGUGGAUAUGCUUCAGUGGUGGGAACACCAAGAACCUCAAAAUAGGGAAAGCUAGUUGUUGCUAAUACUAAAGUAAGUAAAAAAAUAAAAGUUAUUUGUAUCGAUAAAAAAAUGUGUGUGUAAAAUGCAUAUUUAGACGUAUAAGAAAAAUUUUAUAGAAUUCAUGUACAGGGUGAUUCAAAAGUUGAUGCUCCUUUUUUAAACUAUAUUGAAAUAGACGUCUUUCUCAGAUAACUUGAAAAAAAAAAACAAAAAAUUACAAGGAUUUAAAUCUGGUGAUCUCUGGGCCACUUAAAAAUAAAUAUAGUAACAAAAUUAAUAUUAAAAAAAAGGUUUUUAUACAUUACUUAGCCGAAUAGGUGUACUUCUCGAAAUUGGUCA
Messenger RNA from Psylliodes chrysocephalus, 1364 nucleotides. NCBI's taxonomy places the organism in Eukaryota, Metazoa, Arthropoda, Insecta, Coleoptera, Chrysomelidae. The record is from the annotation of a GenBank genome assembly.